Messenger RNA from Acanthopagrus latus (yellowfin seabream), 1371 nucleotides. RefSeq names its product NHP2 ribonucleoprotein homolog (yeast) (gene nhp2). Lineage: Eukaryota; Metazoa; Chordata; Actinopteri; Spariformes; Sparidae. The record is from RefSeq and is a predicted model, not a curated record. The transcript is spliced from 4 exons. Gene Ontology annotation, cellular component: nucleolus; box H/ACA snoRNP complex. Gene Ontology annotation, molecular function: box H/ACA snoRNA binding. The coding region runs from base 122 to 589 and encodes 155 amino acids. Gene Ontology annotation, biological process: rRNA pseudouridine synthesis; snRNA pseudouridine synthesis.
AGGAAGAAGAGACUCAAACACGUGUGGUUCAGUUUUUUUGCAGAGUGCGUGUUGUGACCGACCUAACAGGAAUCAACCUGAAAACAACUGACCGCGUACCUAUUAUUAAUCUUGAUCAGAAAUGACGAAGGUGAAGAAGGAGAAGGUCGCUGCGGACGGAGAGGAAGCAGCAGCCGCCGACGGGAACGAGAAGACUUACCAAGAGCUGAUCGCAAAUGUGAAUCCGAUCUCUCAACCGCUGGCCUCCAAAAAGCUCAGCAAGAAACUCUACAAAUGCGUCAAGAAAGCUGCCAAAGUGAAGAACAUCCGCCGAGGCGUCAAAGAGGUCCAGAAGUUUAUCAACAAAGGAGAGAAAGGAAUCGUGGUGCUGGCCGGUGACACGCUGCCCAUCGACGUGUACUGUCACCUUCCGGUCAUGUGCGAGGACCGAAACCUGCCAUACGCUUACAUCCCCUCCAAAGUGGAUCUGGGUUCAUCUGCAGGCUCUAAGAGGCCGACAUGCGUGAUCCUGAUCAAACCUCAUCAGGACUAUCAAGAGGCCUACGACGAGUGUGUGGAGGAGGUGUCCAGCCUCCCCAAACCGCUUUGAGACAACAGUCAAUCAGAGAAAAAGCUCUGAAGUCCCUGCCUUCAAUAGACCCACACUUUAAAGGAGCAGUCCGGCAUUUUAGGCAAUCCUCGUUUCACAUCAGUAGCUCCGACAAAACCCCAAAACGCCUCCCUUUUUCCUAAAAUACCAAUCAGACAGUUGGAGCCGUUGGAAGGUGGAGCCAAUGUGCUAGCAGUCUCUGUGCUAAGCUAGGCUAAACCUCUCCUGGACCAUCUGACUCUGGAGGAGACCAAGAACAAGAGGGUUUUAAUAAACGUCAGUUUGUUUCUGUAAAUAAACAGUGUGUUGUGUUUAAAGGAGGUUCCACUUCCUGUUGAGUGGGUGAUGCUCCGAACUGAUCAGGUCUGAUUAUCUUCACCGAAAAUAUUAAAAUAUUUUUGUCUAUUUUUUCAACAAAAUACAAAAAUUACAAAUGUUAAUACAAUUUCAGGCAAAGUAAACAACAGAGUUGUGCAGCUGAUCAGCUUGAUGAAAGGUCAGAAGACAGAAAGCUGUCAAUUCUCAGUUAAAAGUUUGAUCACUUUGCAUACAAACUUUGUUUUUCUUCUACUGUAAAUUGAUUAUGUGCUUUUUAUUUUUUUGCCUCUUUUCACCAAAUAUUGAUGGUGUUUUGGUGUCUCUGCAGUUCAAUGUUUUAAUUACUUAUAAAAGUGACUGCAUAUCAGCUGAAGUUUCCUAGAAAUAUGUUAGAUUUUACAAAUUCUACCUUUCAUAACUCUUGUUUUCAUUUGUUUUUGUAAUUAAAAGAAAUGUGAACUGAC